GUGCCAACUACGAUUCAAAAUGGCUGACUGUGCUGUUGAAAGUGUCCUUGCUAAAGUUUCAGCGAUUUUGUCGCCCGUUGGUUUGGAAUCGCACCCUUUCAAGGUAGAGUUCUCUUUGUGGGGAAUGACACUGUAUUUGAGAUAUUAGUUCGAGUGAUUGGUAUCAACUGACAGAUUGUUAAUGAUGAUGUUUUGUUCGGCCUGGCAUGCAAUGAUGUUGCACGCCACUGUAAUCUUUGCCCUCUUUAGAGAAAUCUUCAGCGCGAUCUUAAUGAUUUCUCUUCCAAACGACUAAGGAAAAGUGCCUUUUUUUAAGUCAACUACUGCAAGUUUGACCUUAUUUUACAGUUAAAAAAAUUACCGUUUAAUGUUUGUUUACGUUUACACUUUCAUCCAAAGCAUGUUGUUAUCACACGUGUAUCUUUCAGUUCAUUUUGCACGAGAAACUUCUGACCUUUGUAGCUCUAUUUAAUUAAAUUGUUAACAAAUCGGGAAGAUAAAGAACGUUAAUGCUCGUUAGCAGCUGCUGUAGAUUACUUUGAAUUAGCUGGUCCUAAAACUGAUCACAACCUCUCCAGCUGUGGAAUUCAGCCGCAGUUUGUUUUGACCAUUUUCAAGUGAGAGUAAGCGGUUUGUUAUUGUUGGUUUUCAUGAGUAGCUAUUGUACAAGAAUGAAUUAAGUAUUACAACGUAACAAGCGACGGACAAUCGCUAGUAUUACCCAAUUCUGUUUUAUCAGGGUUGAACUGUGUUCAGAUCAGCAUGAAAUCGACAGAAUCAGAAAGCUUCUGAGUACAGUCACUACCUUUAUCUACCUUAAGUUCAGCUUAGUUAAUUUUUUGCAAGAUUUUGAGGCCUUGUGAUGGGCAAUUACCUCCCAGGAGAUAGGAUCUCGGACAGGAUGAAAGGCUUAGAACAGCUGUAAGGGUUGAUGAAAAACAUUGAAAUAUAACCUUUGGCUCAUGGACUAGAUUCCAUAUUACUUAUUAGACUACAUUCUUCACACAGCGAUCUAAUUAAUCUCUUUUUAGUGUAAUACAUUGACAGAUGUUUAAAAUAAAGAAAAUUACUGAUUAAAGGAUAUUGUAUCGAUAUAAACUUAAAUUCUAGCCACUAAUACCCACAAAAUCAAUAGAUGUUAGGAGAAUUUCUAAGGGUUAACUUUUUAACUUCCAAGCUCUCAUUAGUAAUUCUCCUUACUAUUUGCCAUAUAAUUAAUAUGAUGUUAGUUUGGAGAAUUUGGAAUUGGAUCGAUUGAUAUUUUUUCUCUAUUCUUGUUACUUGUCUGCUUGAUAUUGUACUGAUAGUGUAAGGAGAAAUUGGGUCUAGGUCACAAGUGGGACUUGAAGGGUUAACUCAUUCAGCGAUACCAUUCACAGAUUGGCUGGUACAAUGAUCAACUGGAACACGAAGCAUUCAACCUACCCUACCCCUAUGACACUCUUGCUCUUGUGAUCAUAAGCACUCCACAGAUGUUCGACCAUGGAUUUAAACCAUUCAUCAAGGCAACAGCUUGCAUUGGAGAGAACGAUCCACUUGACGAAUUCAUGGCCACUAUGUUUGCAAAAGUUAAGGCAGAAUUUGGUCCUGAGUGCAACAUUGAAGCCAUUCAUGAUUUUGAGAUGCUUCCUAACCGCAGACCCAAGGUUUUAGUCCAGACAGCUGCACAUGUGGCAGGUGGAGCCUAUUACUACCAACGUAAUAGUGUAACUAAAGAUCCUUGGGACACCAAGAAGAAGAUUUGUGGAGUUUCUGUUCAUGCUAAGUAUGGGGGCUGGUUUGCAAUGCGGGGUGUGAUCAUCUUCAAGAAUGUCUUGGUGCCUGACUUGCAACAAAAGGAACCCAAAGAUGUCGUGCAAGGAGAUGAGAAGCGUAUUGAACUUCUAGAGAAGUUCAACUUUCACUGGCAGGAUUGGAGUUUCAGGGAUAUUGUUCCCUCUGAAGUAAAGUAUUCUGAAGAGCAAAAGAAAUACUUUGCUACCUUACCAGCCAAUCGGAAAGAACUUUUAGAUUCAUACCGCAACACAGCUGCUUUGGCAACAGAAUGAAAGUCAUGGUCUUAAACUUCUAAACAGUCAAAGAAAUAAUAAAAACCAAAUAAUUAGAAACUAGAAUCAAUUAAUGACAGUUAAGGUGAGUUCUUGAUUUUUAUGGGAGCACACACAUUGCUCUUUGAUAUUCAUCCAUUUUUAGCACUCUCCACAAGCAGAUGUAUGUAUGAUAUGAUAAUAAAUGCUAUAAAAAUUUUUUUACUGAGACAGAUGUAUUAAGAUAAGUUACAAAAUGUUUAAAAAACUCAGGCUGAUCAAUUUUUAAGGAGAACCACUUGACAUUCUCAAAAGUAUGUAAACUCUUUCCUUCCUAACUUCAUUAAGCAUAUUCUCCAUACUGUUCUCUAUACAUUUCCUUAGGUGCUGACAAAGAGAAUUUGUUUAAUAAUCAAGAGCUGCUUCUGCUGGUGAUCAAUUCCUCAAUUCUCAUGACCUUUAAAGUCUUUAUGUAUGAUUCAGGGAGGAUAUGGUAUGCAUGCCACUUGUAAGGGUUAGAGGGUUAACUGUCAUGGUUAGGACAAUGAAAAUAUAUUUUAGUAUUAAUAGUAAUGGGCAGUUUGGCCAGUAGCUACUUUCACUGCUAAUAAGUUAGAGUGUUUUAUUCAUUUGUUUAUCAGCAUGUUUUUGCACUGAUAAGUGUCCAAUUAGUUACAAUUGUCAAUGGAUUUGUUGAGCAAAGCUGGUAUUUUUUAAAAGAUAAAUGCAUAAGAAUAUAAUAGAUUAUUGAAUUUGUUUUUUAUUUCCCAAGAUGUAAUUAUUGGGUACAGUUGGAAAAAGAACCAACUAUAAUCGACCAUAAAAUUAGACGUCCAUACUAUACUUGAACUUUAAUGAACAGAAAUUGAAUAUCAAACUGUUGGCUCUAAUGAGGAGUUUACCUGUAACUGCUAUUAAU
This is a messenger RNA of Pocillopora meandrina, 2946 nucleotides long. The record is from the annotation of a GenBank genome assembly. Lineage: Eukaryota; Metazoa; Cnidaria; Anthozoa; Scleractinia; Pocilloporidae.